This is a messenger RNA of Diatraea saccharalis (sugarcane borer), 1222 nucleotides long. The record is from the annotation of a GenBank genome assembly. Lineage: Eukaryota; Metazoa; Arthropoda; Insecta; Lepidoptera; Crambidae.
CUGAUUGUAUUCAAUUGUAUUUUUAUGUUUAUUUUUGCCAUAUGGAAACAAUUCGUAUGUAAUUGGAUUUAGCGUGACAUUUUAAUUUUCCAUAUAAAAUUUAGUUUAUGUGGUUCAUACUAUAUUAAUUUAAUUUUUUCGAUAAUUCUACCAAAAUAUUAUAAAUGGAUGUGCUUAAAGCAGAAAUAGCAAGAAAAAGAAAACUACUGGAAGAGAAAAACGUGCUCGACAACAACAAAAAAUACUUUAAACGUGGUGAGUUGCUUGCAAAAGAACAAGAAGAAUAUUGGCAAAAGUGUGGUCAGCAAAACAAAGAAUCUGAAAAUGAGGAUAUCAAAGAAGACAAAACAGAGAUAGUUAGCAAACAAGAGCAACAAGAUAUAGAUCAAUCGGAAUUAGUGUCAUUACCAAGGACAGAAGUGAUAAAACGGCUAAGGGAACGAGGGCAUCCAAUAUUAAUAUUUGGAGAAAAUGAAGCACAAUCAUUUAGAAGACUUCGGAGGAUAGAAAUACAAGAGCCUGAAGCAAACAGAGGUUUACGCAAUGACUUUCAAGAAGCAAUGGAUAAAGUUGAUCAGGCUUAUCUCAAUGAAAUUCUUUCUCUUGGAACCCAGAGUGAAGCUGAAAAGUCUGCAAAAGAAGAUGCCUUAGAUGAUGUAAUCACCUAUGAAUUUAUACAAGAAAUGGCUAAGACUAUGGGUCAAGGUGAUAGAAAUCAUGACAUGAAUGUUAUUAUGACUUUAUUACAGUUUCUUCUAAACAUGUGGGGUCAACAACUGAAUUCUGCAACUGGUGCUGAAAAAACAUCUGUUAAACAUAAAAUGGCACGUGCGACUUACACACAGACUCAAGUGUAUUUGAGACCACUGAUGAGGAAAUUGAAAAAGAAGACGUUACCGGAAGAUAUAUGUGACAGUCUUAUGGAGAUAACAAAACAUUUGUUGGAAAGAAACUAUAUUAUGGCAAGUGAUUCCUAUCUUCAAAUGGCAAUAGGAAAUGCCCCAUGGCCUAUUGGUGUUACUAUGGUCGGUAUACACGCCCGUACCGGCAGAGAGAAAAUUUUCUCUAAAAAUGUUGCACACGUAAUGAAUGAUGAGACGCAAAGGAAAUAUAUUCAAGCAUUGAAGAGGCUUAUGACGAAAUGUCAGGAGUAUUUUCCUACAGACCCUUCAAGAUGUGUUGAAUACAGUACCACUAGAUAAUAAAAUGUUUAUCGUAUUAC